AUGGCAUUGACAGAGUUUGACCAGGGCCUUGGUCAAAAUAGGGAGGGACGGACCCUUCGUUGGGGAUUAAACCCAAGCCUACUACUACCACCUGCCGUACUCUUUACGCCUGUGCAGGACACAUUCGUACUGUCGCUGCAAGUCUUGGUUCAGCUGGGGGGGGAUAAUAACAUGACAACAAUGACAAUGAUACCAUCGAGCAUCCACUUUGGGAUGGACGCCACAAGGCACUUUGUGUCCAACCUCGACGCUGUGUCACUCACACUUCUCACCGUUACACUUGUCGCUUUCCUCAUCCCCAUCUUUAUUCUUUUCCCUCCCGUCACCGUCGACUGCAGCGACGUCCUCCGGCAGACCCACUCACGGGCCGGCGAGCCACUCCGAGACAGCAACAUCCAGCGUGAACCAUCACCGGAUCCUCGGGCCCGUGAGAGCAACAGUUCCGGUGGAGAGCAGCAGCACAUCUUCCCAGUUCAUUACUGUCGUGGAAUUGAGCUCAGUCGUGACGAAGCUUCCUCUUUCAGCAGCUUAGAAAGCCACAACUUGUACAUGUUUGGCUAUCAGACGAUCCAUCAAGACCAUGAUGACCUUACUUGGAAAGCUGCAACUUGUGAGAAGUUCCCCUCGCUAGCCAAUAUCGAGGUCGAUCUCUGGAUUCCUGACCCAAACAAAACGAGUCGUCUCUUAGGCAAAGUUGAAGGCUCCUUUCUAGUCCUGAGGUUUCCUUGGACAGAUGCAGGACUACAGGGUAUCACGCAGCGCGUCUCGGCCAAACUCAGCCACGGACUCAACUCAGUUCCCGAAAAGGAGUUUCUGCUGCCAGUAUCGUUUCCAAAUGACGAUGAGAUUCGAGCAAGGGGAUAUUCCCUUGCUCAGUUCGGACAUGACAAGGCGAUGGCUUUGAAUAUGGACGUAGAGCUUCCCACCGAGCUGGCUCGGUAUUUGGGGGCUGAGAAGAUAGGAAUUUUCAGGUUAAUUCACUAG
Molecule: messenger RNA, 984 nt
Organism: Fusarium graminearum PH-1
Lineage: Eukaryota; Fungi; Ascomycota; Sordariomycetes; Hypocreales; Nectriaceae
Exons: 2
Coding region: 1-984 (327 amino acids)
Source: RefSeq, a predicted model, not a curated record